Neocloeon triangulifer is the source of this 2330-nucleotide messenger RNA. Its product is annotated as serine/threonine-protein kinase NIM1-like. Gene Ontology annotation, biological process: protein phosphorylation; microtubule cytoskeleton organization; intracellular signal transduction. Gene Ontology annotation, molecular function: tau-protein kinase activity; ATP binding; protein serine/threonine kinase activity. The coding region runs from base 115 to 1443 and encodes 442 amino acids. The transcript is spliced from 8 exons. Lineage: Eukaryota; Metazoa; Arthropoda; Insecta; Ephemeroptera; Baetidae. The record is from RefSeq and is a predicted model, not a curated record. Gene Ontology annotation, cellular component: cytoplasm.
GGUGUGUCAUGCGGGCCGACGAGUUUGUCGCAGAAACCACACAGCGGCCCUCUCGCUCUUCUUCUCCUCUGCUGCUCAGCUUUUAGUUCUAAAAAGGAUAUUAAUAAAAGCAAAAUGCCUGCCGCCAGAAUCAUGCCCGACAGCCUGAACGUUCCUAAAAAUGUAACUGAGAGAAGGCGGAGCAGCAGCUUCCUCUCAGAAGUGCACACGCUUCCUACGCCAAAGUCGAUACACGAACCUGAACCAAUGGACGACCUGAACCCUUACGAAAGACUCCUGCACGGUCUGCACCACGACGAGCGGUGGCUCAAAGAGGUGACUUUGGGCAAGCGGGUCGGCUUUUACCGAUUCCGAGGCGAACUGGGCAGCGGAAACUUCUCUCAAGUCAAACUGGCCCACCAUCAACUAACGAAAGAAAGGGUAGCUAUCAAAGUUUUGGACAAAAACAAACUGGACCAGAAGACGCGGAAAAUGCUGGACAGGGAGAUCGAAACCCUCGAGUCGAUGAACCACCCAAAUCUAAUCAGAUUGUACGAAGUGGUGGAGACGUACACACGAAUCCACCUAGUGACCGAAUAUGCGUACAGCGGGGAGCUGUAUACGCGCGUUGCGAACGCGGGCAAGCUUUCGGAAAGCGAAGCCAAACCCAUUUUCGCCCAAUUGGUUUCGGCGAUCAGUUACAUGCACGAUCGCAACUUCAUUCACCGUGACCUGAAGGCGGAAAACGUCAUGUUUUCCAGCAACCAAAUCAAAGUCGUUGAUUUUGGAUUCAGCACCAAAGUCAACUCGCCCGACCAGCGUCUGCAGACAUUUUGCGGGUCGCCCCCCUACGCAGCACCAGAACUAUUCCGAGAUGAAUGGUACACAGGAUGUGGAGUGGACAUCUGGGCGUUGGGAGUGAUUUUGUACUUCAUGGUGACUGGCACGAUGCCCUUCAGGGGACACACGGUCGCCGCCCUGAAGAGAACCAUCCUGGAGGGAGAGUUCGUUGACCCGAUCGAGGUCAGCCAAGAUUGCGUGUCUGUGAUUAGAGGGUUGAUGAAACCACUGCCUGCUGACCGCAUUUCUCUCAAAACUCUUUUGGAAGAACACUCUUGGCUCGAAAAAGUUCCUAAGGUUUUACCGUCCGUCCUGGACAAUCCAGACUGCGAAAAGUUGAAGGAGGUGGCUGCUGAAGCGAAAAAACGUCUGCAGCUGUUGGGGGUGUCGGAGGCGCUUUUGGCGGAGGCGGCGGACAAAGGAGCCAAGAGCAGUAUAACCGGCUGCUACCGGAUUGUCCUGCACCGCGUCGAGCGCGACUCGGACGACCAGGCCAGUCUGGACAACGUGGACGCACGCGAGUUUUCCAGCCCAACCCCCAGCAGGUUUUCCAUAGCGUCGCGAAUCUCGUCAAGAAAGUCACGGAGAAAGAGCAAGUUGUCCACGACCUGCGUUAUUUUUUGAUGGAUUUUACCAAACUGUGUGUUGGACUUGAAUUGCAUAUAUUGACUACAAAAAUGAAACCUCAUUCAGCAUUUUCACAAACGACACGUGAAUAUUUUUAAGACUCCGAAGCGCGCGCGCAUAUUUUAGAAUCUGGAGCUUUGUCAAGUCUAGAUAAAAACGGAAAUCCUGAUAGGGUUAGAAAACCUUCUGAAAAUUAAAAUUAAAAAUCCUCGAAUUUCUUACAAAAUGAUUGAUUUUUUUUGGAAAAUACUUUUAGUUAAUCAAAGAUUGGCAGAGUUAUUAACUUCCAAGCGGCAGCAAUCUUUGUUUUUCAGAAAACUCCCCAAUAAAACUCUGUUAACUUUUGACUCGGAAAUAGCAAGGACGAAAUUUUUUCGGAGGGUUUUCGGCCCCCUUUUACAUACUUUGGUCCUCCCACUUGUGGAGUGUCACCGGUUCCUAGUAGAGAAUAUGGAGGGGCAACUUUUAACCGCAAAGAAUUGCUAUUAUUUUACCCAAGAGAGAAUUGUCUUGAAUCAAAAUACUCUAUGAAACUUUGUAGAUUGUGCAUACUGGUUGAUGUCGAUAUCAAAUGACAAUUGUGCCCCCAUUGUUAAGAUUACAAAAUUUGCGCGAGAAUUUAUUAUUCUCAUGUUAAAACACUUGAACUCUUUGACCUUGCCAGAUCUUUUGAAAAGAUCGCAAUUGGACCCAUCCCACGAAGGCGCGAUAUUAAUUGUAAGUGAUAACAGAGACAAUGUGUCCCUACUUGUGCUGCUCUUUGUAAAUAUUGUCAUUGAUGAUCUCGUCACUAUUUUUCAGAUUUGUGGAAAUAAUACUAAGUGUAAAAAAUACAAACAUUGUAAAAUAAAAAAGAAAGAAUAUAUAUGUUUCAAAUUUGAUAU